AUGUCUGAUACACUCGCUCUCACCGAUGCGCUCUCCUUCAACAUCCUUACCACCCCGGCUCCCUCAGCGCCAUCGACGCUCACAACUGCUCCUGUUUCUUCCCAAGCAACCCAAGUCUCGACCGGCUCACAGGCAUUGGACACCAGUUUGGCCCUUUAUAUUGACACUUUCCUCCUCAUCAUCGUCGCUCUUGUCUUCCUGUUUACUUUGCCCAGGGCUCUAAGUCGCAUUAUACAUCUUCCACAAUGGACCGACGGAUUCCUUCUCUACUUUUACCGCAGGAGAAAGUUCGAAAGGCGGUCUCGCGACGCAACCGAUAACUCUGUACGACAGAGUAGACCUUCUCCCCGCCGAGGCCAUUCUAACUCCAUCUCUAUCAUUCAUGCCGAGAACGGCGAGAAACUCAGGAGUACCAAAGUCAACCUCGUGUAUUCCUCCAACGUGUCUGGCAAUCUCUCCGAGCAUUCAUACUCCAGCUCAGCUGUUACUUUAAACCCUGCAGUGAACCUCCCAGUGCAUAUGUUCGCAUGGUCUUCCAUCUUCCCAGCGGUUGCUUCACUAUUCUCGAUCCCGGUGUGGCCCGGAUACUCCGUGGGCAAAGUGUCGUUGCUCUUGGGAUACUUUUGUCUUAUGUUGUUUGCCGGUUUGCUCCGUUCGAAUCCGUUCACGGAUCCAAAUCGAUCUGCUCUUUUGGGAACAAGUCAGGUGCCGGUUGUCAUUGCUCUAGCGACAAAGAACAACGUGCUUGGCGCUCUUACUGGAAUUGGGUAUGAGAAGGUUAUUUUUCAUUUUUCUCGUGCUCAGAAGAGCCAAGAAUUCACAGCUGUCUCACAGCUUAACUAUCUUCACCGGUUUACUGGGAAACUCUUCGUGUUGGCAGUCAACAUUCAUUCCAUCGGAUAUAUCUUUCAAUUUCUUCUCGGCGGUUCGUUUAGCGAACAUGUCAACGAUGAAUUGAUCUGGGGAGUUGUUGCGCUCGUCUGUGUGGACAUACUUUUCUUCUUCUCGCUGGACUUCUUCCGCCAAAUGUUCUACAAUAUCUUCCAUGCAACACACGUGAUUUCUGCGGUUAUCAUGAUGGCUGCAAUCUGUAUGCAUGCACCGAUCGCAAUUCCGUACAUUUUAACUGCAGUUGGGCUAUACAGUUUCGAUUUGGUCAUACGGCUUCUGAAAAGCCGUGUGACUACUGCUCGAUUACGGACAAUCCCUGAACUGAGUAUGGUCCGCCUCGAAAUCUCGGGACUCAAUGCAGGCUGGCGCGCGGGUCAGCAUGUGCGACUCAAAGUCCUAUCUUUGGGCAUGGGUUGGUGGGGGUGGACGGAAAGUCAUCCAUUCACUAUUGCCAGUGGCCUAAGCGACGAAGGGCUUGUAAUAAUGUGCAAAAAGGCGGGGGAUUGGACAAAUAAACUAUUCGAGCUGGCCAAGCGUACUGAAUGGUGCGAGGCAGGAGGGUUCAGUAGAAAAACCCAAGUUUUAGUUGACGGACCUUAUGGGGGCCAUGGGCAUACAGUCAUUACUAGCUUUUCUGGUGCAAUGGUGGUGGUUGGUGGCAGUGGGAUUACCUACGGGCUUUCCGCCGUUCAGGAACUAAUAGAGCGAAGUGUAGAAGGAUCUAGUCGAGUGAGGACAGUGGAGCUCGUCUGGAGUGUGCCAGAACCAUCGUCGCUCUCUCCUUUUCUUCCUCUCUUUGCGAGCUGUCUCUCUCGUUCUGCGUCUUCUUCUUGCGUUCUACAUAUCUCCGUCUUCUAUACCCAUGCACUGACUUCAGUAGAUGCACUGAAGCCAUUUCGCGCAUUACCUCUGGGCUUAUCACUCUCCCCUGGUCGUCCUCGUUUACUAAAAAUUCUAGAGUGUGUGAUCGAGAGCACGAUGAAGUUGCCUGAAACAUCUACGGGCGUAUUUGUAGGAGCAUGCGGUCCUGCUAGUCUUGUAGAAGAGUCGGGAAAGGUAAUCUGGAUGGUCAACAGGCAGAGAAUGAAGGAUGUUGGAGGUAUUGAGCUACAUGAAGAGUGCGAAUUCCAUCUCUAUGUCUGUUACCAUCCUGACUAA
Fibroporia radiculosa is the source of this 2049-nucleotide messenger RNA. RefSeq lists its product as uncharacterized. The transcript has 6 exons. The record is from RefSeq and is a predicted model, not a curated record. Gene Ontology annotation, molecular function: ferric-chelate reductase activity. Lineage: Eukaryota; Fungi; Basidiomycota; Agaricomycetes; Polyporales; Fibroporiaceae. Gene Ontology annotation, biological process: intracellular iron ion homeostasis; iron ion transport; copper ion import. Bases 1 to 2049 code for a protein of 682 amino acids. Gene Ontology annotation, cellular component: plasma membrane.